GACUAAAACGCGUAAUAUCACAAGAAAAAUAUUGAUGCAUUUCGGGAAGCCACCUUUGAGUACGUGUGGGUGUUUAUAUUCUUGAUUUAUUCGUUGAUUAGUUGUCGCCAAAGUUUUUUUUUCAUCAAAAAGGAUUUAUUCAUUAACAAUGUCUCGGAUUCAAACCAUACCUGCUUUUUUUGUUUUGCUAUUAGUCUUUGACAGCUGUUAUUCACAAAAUCCGAAUAGUUUUCGAAGAGGACCGAAUUCAAGUUUUAAUAAUGGACAAGGAAAUAAUUUUGGAAACGGACCUCCAAACAGAGGAAACUCGGGUCCACCGGGACAGAGAAAUGACAAUGCAAGGUUAUCAGCGCAGCAAUUAGGGAUGUUUGGUGCACAGACUAAACAAAAUGGACGGAAUCCGUUUAGAAAUCAACCAUCCCCGAACUCAUGGGGAAAUGGAAAUUCAAACGGACAAAAUAGUAUGUCGCGGCCGCCAUUUCAACCAAACGCAAACGGGGGAGCAAAUCAAGGUCCUAACCAACUAAAUAUAGAAAAACUAAAACUUCGUUUAAAAAACGCACAACAGAGACUGCAGCAAAAUGCUCAGAGUAAUCCCAAUCAAAUCAGUCAACAGAACGCGCCGAACAAUGGAAACCCUGCUAACUUUAACAACCCAUCUGUAGCAGCAGGCCCGAACAGAGGGAACAUGAAUGCAAAUGUGCAACAAAACAUGAGAAACAUGCAAUUCCAGUUUCAAUCGAACCAGCAACAAAAUUCAAAUCCAUCCGUCAGGAACAUGAACAACAUGAACCAACAGCAACAGCCACAACAACCAGCUCAGCAACAACCUCAACCUCCUCAGCAGCCACCUCAACCUCCUCAGCAGCCACCUCAACCUCCUCAGCAGCCACCUCAGCAACAACAGCAAGGCAGGCCGAACGGCACGAUGGGGCGAAAUGCUGCGGGCAAUAAGAAUAUGAGCAGGGGAGGAGGGGCAGGAGGAGGAGGAGGGGCAGGCGGAGGAGGAGGAGGAGGGGGAGGAAGAGGAGGAGGAAACGUGAAUAAGGCAAAGAAAAACCGAGGAAAUAUGAAGAGGCCCAAAACAACGAAACCGGCAAAUAAUCCGAAUGGCAUGAAGUUAGCCCCGAAAAAAGUAUCACCAAGAAAAUUCUACUGGAAAACUCUCUUCCCAAGCGGAACUGCUUCCGAGGAGAAUGCGGAAGUCCUGUACAGCACUAAACUGGUUCUCAUCAACUCGGAGAACGCCCCAACAAUAGACGAAUUCAACAAAGGAGGCAUUCUAAUGGACUUCAAAAGAGGAAUGAUGGCCGUUCGAAUUGACGUAGUUCCCAGCACGGGCUUUCCUGGAAUGCCGUUUAAUGGACAAAGAGCAUGCUUUUUACUGAAAAACAUGACUACAUUCGAUCAAACUGUGAAGGAACUGCAUACUAGAGGAAAAACAAAGAGAAACCUGGAGCUCGGGGAGAUGAUCCACAUGGUGGCCGCGGAGAAAAAUCGUCUGACGGGACCGGAAGUGCGCCGGAGGGGUGGGGUUUUCAUCACCCGAUACUGUCAGGACGCCAUCAACAGCAAUAACGUGUUUCUCCUCCUGCCAGAGGCAGCAGUCGAGAUGAGUCCCAAAACUUUCCAAGUGUCGGGCCUGGUCCAUGCUAUGGAACCCUUGUACCCAAUUCCUGUCAACAUCGCUGUGGAAAUUACUAUAGACUUCGGACCUCCUCCCACUAUGACCCCCGCCAUGAACUUUAACCCCUCCACACCCGGAUGGGGAAAAGGCUGGGGAAACAGCGGCGGUUGGGGUUAAAUGUUAUUUUGCUAACUUAUUUGGUUUUAUGUUAUUAUUCUGUUUAUUUGAAUAAAAAACAUUAAAACUUAAAAGUAAA
This is a messenger RNA of Magallana angulata, 1883 nucleotides long. Its product is annotated as neurogenic protein mastermind-like. The record is from RefSeq and is a predicted model, not a curated record. The transcript has 5 exons. NCBI's taxonomy places the organism in Eukaryota, Metazoa, Mollusca, Bivalvia, Ostreida, Ostreidae. Bases 149 to 1804 code for a protein of 551 amino acids.